Molecule: messenger RNA, 1240 nt
Organism: Alosa sapidissima (American shad)
Lineage: Eukaryota; Metazoa; Chordata; Actinopteri; Clupeiformes; Clupeidae
Exons: 1
Coding region: 286-984 (232 amino acids)
Source: RefSeq, a predicted model, not a curated record
ACUUCUGCUGCAGUUAUACUUAUAUACAGUAGGGUCACAAAUACAUUGUCUCAAUUUGUGUUGACAUUUGAUUCAUUCUUUUAACCUUUAGCCUAUAGUGAUUAACGGAGUUCGAUGAAGAUCCUUAAACCCCUUUGGAUUCUGAAAUUCAUAAUCUACGUAAAAAUAAGAUUCCAUUGAUAGCAAAACUGUCUUUGCUAUAUUUUCUUCCACCUUCAACAAUUAUUACUCAGGCUACACUAUUUGCAUCAUAUUAACGGUUAAGCCAUACUAUUCUAAUGUUUGAUGAAUGUCUUUUCUAGACUUUUCCACAAGGUGUGUAGGGCAGAGUACGGGGCACAAGUUGGGCCUACCAUGUUGGAGGCACUUAAAAAUCAAGUGGAGAGCUAUAACAGCAAGUGUGAGGAGUUCUGUGCCGUCAUGGAAACGUCUUCCAAAGGCACUCCUCUAGUUGUUAUAUGCUCUCCCUUGAUGAAAAGGGUGCACCACCUAAAACACAGUGGGGAGCUGUGUUUUAUGGACUCUUCAGGGAACAUGGACAGGGAGAGCUGUAGGGUGUUCCUGCUCUUGACCCACAGCUGUGCAGGUGGUCUGCCACUUGGCAUUCUCCUCUGCCAAACCAAGGACGAGGAGACAAUUUUUGAGGGGCUGGACCUCCUCAGAAACAUUGCGGGAGAAAAGGCCUUUGCUGGCAGGGGACAGGCAGGGCCCCAGGUCUUUGUGACUGAUGAUUGUAGGGGAGAAAGGGGAGCUUUGAGACGGGUCUACCCUGAUGCCACCCUUCUCCUGUGCUCAUUCCAUCUGCUCCAAGCGGUUUGGAGGUGGUUGUGGAGUAAGGAGAGUGGUGUGGACAAAGGGGACAGGCAGACACUGUUCACUAUAGUCAAGAACAUGCUGUACUCCAAAAAUGUUAAAGAGGUGGACAGCAUUUACAUGAAUGCAAAAGAGAAUCCGGUGGCAGUCAGGUUAGUGCUGAGACUUUGACAAAUAGGGCGUAGCCUUUAAACCAGUUAGGACAGAAACUUAUAUGAUCAGAGUGCUAAUGUGAUUGCAUACUUUCAGUGUUAAUAUUUUCCCACUAUGCCUGUAAAGUUCCCGUAAAUUCAAACUAUUUUAGACCAAUGACCACUUAACCAAAUAAAAAAAAAACUCACGGACUACCUAGCUAAACAAAGAGUAGACCUACUUCAACAGUAUAUUACGCAACAGGCCUACUCACUGAACCGCCUUGCUUAUUGUC